AUAAAUUAACAAUGAAGAUUGCUUAAUUGUUACGAAAUAGAGUGCUCUUUUUUAAUUGUGAUAUAUAGACUGUCUUCAACAAUCCUAAACACAUGUACAAUCCAGGUUAAACAAUAUAAUGUGCUCAAUUGAUGAAUGAAGUAUAUCUGUGUUUAUAAAUAUAGGCAGCAGGUAUACUAAAUAUCCCAGUUGUUUUUACUGAAUAAAACGUCAAGGCUUUUGGAUCAACAAUUCCUGAAGUAAAAGCAACUAUUCCUCCAAAUAGUCAUUAUUAUGAAAAACACACAUUUUCAAUGUACAAUGACGACGGAAAGAAGGUUCUAUCCUAAUAUCCUGACAAGAAUUAAGUUGUUAUAUAUGGUUGGGAAGCACAUGUUUGUGUUUAAUAAACUUGUUUGGAUUUAGUUAGAAAUGGUAGUAAAAUGAAGAUAUACUCUAGGAUAUCAAGUUCAUAUAUUAACAGACGGAACCUCAAGCAAUAAACCACUAUAUAGAUCAACAUGUUACUAGCGAUUAGCUUAAUAGGGAGUGGUGAUCGAUAAUUCGCAAUCAGUGCUAUACGAAUUGCUAUAGUCUUAUAAGGAUGAAAAGUUCAAACCAAUUUUAAGUUUAUUUAAGAAAUAUAAAUACGAAGAGGUCUUUACAACAUUAUGAAUAAAUAUUAAGUUAAAACAAUCAAUAACAUCAAACUAAACUGCC
This is a messenger RNA of Paramecium octaurelia, 699 nucleotides long. The record is from the annotation of a GenBank genome assembly. Lineage: Eukaryota; Ciliophora; Oligohymenophorea; Peniculida; Parameciidae.